AUGGCUCCUAAAAGAGAACCUUCCAUUAAGAAGUCUCCUUCACCAGUGUCCCAACCCAGACUGGGUCCCCCUUUCCCCUGCCUCCCUGCAGCUCCGGCAGCUCCAAAACCAGCUCCAGAGCAGAAGCCUAGAAUGCUGCGUCCUUCAGAUUCACCAUUUGACCCCAGUACUUUGGAGAUUGAAUUUAACCUGGAACAGAUUCAUGAGUUUAAGGAGGCAUUCCUGCUGUUCGACAGGACAGGAGAUGGGAAGAUCAGCUUCAGUCAGUGUGGGGAUGUCAUGCGGGCCCUGGGACAGAACCCUGUUAAUGCUGAGGUGCUUAAGGUCCUGGGCAACCCCAAGGCUGAGGAGAUGAAUACCAAGAUGCUAGACUUUGAGCAGUUCCUGCCCAUGUUCCAGGCCAUUGCUAAGAAUAAAGAUCAGGGCUCCAUGGAGGAUUUUGUGGAGGGACUUCGUGUCUUUGACAAGGAGGGCAACGGCACAGUAAUGGGAGCAGAGCUACGUCACGUCCUCACCACGCUAGGUGAGAAAAUGACAGAGGAGGAAGUGGAGACGCUCUUGGCGGGACACGAAGAUGCAAACGGCUGCAUCAAUUAUGAAGAACUGGUCAGGAUGGUCAUGAACGGGUGAAGACGAAGAACAUCCCAGUUUUUUUUUUACGCCGUCACAUGUACCCUCUUUUUGCAGUUAGCCUUCUACAGUCCCCCUCCAGCCUUUUCCAUGGAUUUGUUUUCCUCAUUUAAUUUAAAAAGUGCCUUUACAUUCCCCAAAAAAGACAGUGUAUGACCCUGGUUAUUGUUGCCAGGUCUGCUCACACAUAUGACCAACUUGUAUGCAUUCAGGAGUCUUUGUGCUUGCAUUGUUUGCAAUAACAUUCCAAAAUGCAGCACCUAAUACUUCUUAAAUUUGGAUAAUGAUAUAUUGUAACUAUUGCUACUAGUGUGUCAGUAUUAGAUGGGAAAUUAAAAUAUAUAUAUAUAUAUAUAUAUAUAUAUAUAUAUAUAUAUAUAUAUAUGCAUCGUAACUGUCAGCGACUUACUGUAUCAUUGGCUAAGACUUGUUUAGGCUGAGGAACAUUUUCCUCUGAUAUCACGGUAAACCAGUAUAUUCAAAGCCAUACUAUCAUGAGGUAGAAAGGAACAUUUCAAAUGGGUUCCCAUGUUUUAAUUCACCCUACUUUUGUUGCUGCAUUUAAAUAAAUGUCUUUCCUGAAAACA
Molecule: messenger RNA, 1217 nt
Organism: Scomber scombrus (Atlantic mackerel)
Lineage: Eukaryota; Metazoa; Chordata; Actinopteri; Scombriformes; Scombridae
Exons: 6
Coding region: 1-630 (209 amino acids)
Cellular component (GO): myosin II complex
Molecular function (GO): calcium ion binding; structural constituent of muscle
Source: RefSeq, a predicted model, not a curated record